AUGGUCGUGCACAACCUUGCAGAGUAUGUAGCCUACCAUCAAGCCAAGCUUCGUGAAGAACACGCGCGCAACAACCCCCAGCCUGCAAAGAAAUACGGUGUUAACCCAAUCCGCAGCAAGUCCUCCUACACGAGCUCGAUCGUCCAAGGCCCUGCCGAUAAGCUGAUCGUCCUCGACUGCUUCGCCACCUGGUGCGGUCCUUGCAAGGUCAUCGCGCCCGAAGUCCUCAAGUUCUCCAACUCGGAGCAGUACAAAGACAAGGUCGACUUUUACAAGGUCGACGUCGACGAGGUGCCCGAUGUCGCCCAGGAACUCGGCGUGAGAGCCAUGCCUACAUUUAUGUUCUUCAAGAAUGGCGAGAAGGUCGACGAGGUCGUCGGCGCCAAUGUCCGUGCCUUGGAAGCGGCCAUUCAGAAGCACAUUUAA
Molecule: messenger RNA, 426 nt
Organism: Cladophialophora carrionii CBS 160.54
Lineage: Eukaryota; Fungi; Ascomycota; Eurotiomycetes; Chaetothyriales; Herpotrichiellaceae
Product: thioredoxin
Exons: 1
Coding region: 1-426 (141 amino acids)
Molecular function (GO): protein-disulfide reductase activity
Source: RefSeq, a predicted model, not a curated record